Messenger RNA from Debaryomyces hansenii CBS767, 1380 nucleotides. RefSeq lists its product as uncharacterized. Gene Ontology annotation, molecular function: protein binding. Lineage: Eukaryota; Fungi; Ascomycota; Pichiomycetes; Serinales; Debaryomycetaceae. The transcript has a single exon. The record is from RefSeq and is a predicted model, not a curated record. The coding region runs from base 1 to 1380 and encodes 459 amino acids.
AUGGCUAUUAUGGAAAUACCCGGUUACUACUAUGAUGAAAUAAAGAAGAAGUACUUUAAGAUAACCAACGGUGGAGUGAGCUCUCAAUAUCAUAAUAAUAUAAUACAAGCUAAGAAAAGACGAAUUGAGCAUGACAUAGAAACAAAAACUAUAAACUCUGAUAUAAAGUCGACUAAAAACACAAGAACAAUCAAAGAAAUCCAGAAAUGGAGACAUUAUGCCAGUCCGUAUAAUUUGCAAAAACUUAGAUUAGGUUUUUGUAAGUUAGACAAACUGACCUACGAUUUUGAAAUGAUGAGAGGAUGGCACUACUUGAAGACGUUGAAAUAUGAGGAUAAUAAAAUAUGGGGAAAAUUUAAAGAUAAAUACUUCAUAAGUACCGAUGGUUGUGUGAUGAACAUAUCUGCAGUGGACGGGCUAGGAACUUUUUCAACAUGUGCUAGGUGUGAUGAAUUGAAAAUAACGAAUUAUCAUCAGCAAUUAACGAAUGAGGGUUUCAUGAUAUUCGAACCAACUAUUGAAGUACUAGUCACUAAUGGGAAGUUUGUUUUUAAAUACAUAACGUUUAGCGCAUGCGAUACAGAUAUGUUCAUGGGAUUUUUUAAAUUUGAAAGAUAUGAUCCAAAAACAAGGAAACAGGACCUCAGUCUCAAUUUAAUACAAUAUGUCAAAACUAUCAACGACAGACGUAUAAAAGGUGAGUUAAUGCUGAUUCUUGGCAUCGGGUUAAUGAAAAUUGAUUCUGAUGACUUCCAUUAUGCGAAUGUGGAAUUCAAAAACAACUGCAGAAUUACGAGUGCAUUAAUACAGGAUAACCAGCUAAUACUUGGAACUAACCGUGGUGAUGGUUACUUAUUUGACUUUACUAAUAGUGGUAAAUUUUAUAAGUGUAAGAGGUUUACAGUGCGAAAGGGAUUAUAUCUGAUUAAAAAGAUCGUAAAAAACGAUAGGAAUACUUUCAUCAGCGGAUCAACUAGUAAACUAUUUGUCUUAGAUAGCAAUAUGCACAUAUCUAUGGUCAUAACUCACGAUGAUGGUGUCAAAGAUUUUCAUGUUCGAGCGAAUAGCGAUAUUAUCAUUGUUGGCUUGAAAUCAAUUAAAGUCUACAACUACAAUGAUCCCCAGUCACAGCCCGUAGCAAUUAAAUAUUUCAAUGAUAAUAUCACUCACCAGAUAUCGUUGUUUGAAGAAAACUAUUUCAUGGUAAAUCAAUCUCACAAUGAGAUUUUGGUUGUGCAUUAUUCCGAUUACAACACUUUUUCGCUAACGCUAGUCAAUAGAGGUAGAUAUUUGGUGAAUUUUAUAAAUCUUUCCUCUGGCAUAUAUAUCUUGCAUUGGGAUUGCGAUGGUAAAAGCAUAUAUGAAAUGUAUAAAAUUUGA